Notothenia coriiceps (black rockcod) is the source of this 3772-nucleotide messenger RNA. RefSeq names its product EBF transcription factor 2 (gene ebf2). Gene Ontology annotation, molecular function: DNA binding; DNA-binding transcription factor activity. Bases 438 to 2207 code for a protein of 589 amino acids. Gene Ontology annotation, biological process: regulation of DNA-templated transcription. The transcript has 15 exons. The record is from RefSeq and is a predicted model, not a curated record. NCBI's taxonomy places the organism in Eukaryota, Metazoa, Chordata, Actinopteri, Perciformes, Nototheniidae.
UCACUGCAAGCUUCCUGGCCCUCGGAUCAACUGUUUUGAUCCGAUCUGGCCCUCUGACAAAGGAAGACUUUCUGCACACACGUAUUGACUGAAUAUUCUGAGUCGCUCUGCAGUGUGUGAGGAGCCACCGAGCAGGUGACCAUUUGCGCUCGAAGUGACGCUGAAGACUUGCGCUUGGACAAUGCUUUCAAUUAGAGGUGGAAUAUAUCUAUUAUCUUCGUUUCAGCCUUAAAAGAAAGUUAGCGUGGAUCAUUAUCUGAGGCGUUUCUGAAAGAACACCACACAGCAUCUGUCAUUUGUUUUUUUUUAAAUCUCUGGAGGAGCGCAGCGACUUGGGGUGGACCUUCUGUUGUUUGCCAAAGUGCUUUAGCUCUCCAACUCUUGGUGUUUUGUGUAAAUUGAAAGAAGUGCACCGAAACGCGCAGGCAAGGGCUUAAAUGUUUGGCAUCCAGGAGCAUCUGAUACGAGAAGUGAGCGGAUUAAAAGAGAGAAGUCUUGAAGAGAUGGAUCCAAUCCGGUCGUGGGUGCGUAAUGUCGGCGUGGUGGAUGCUAAUUUAGCGGCGCAAAGUGGAGUAGCUUUGUCAAGAGCUCACUUUGAGAAGCAGCCGCCCUCAAAUCUCCGCAAGUCCAACUUCUUCCACUUUGUCCUGGCUCUCUAUGACAGACACGGCCAACCUGUGGAGGUGGAGAGGACUUCGUUUGUGGACUUUGUUGAGCAUGACAAGGAGCAGACAGGGGAGAAAACCAACAACGGCACGCACUACAAGCUGCAGCUCCUCUACAGCAACGGGGUCCGCACAGAGCAGGAUCUGUAUGCACGACUUAUUGACUCUGUCACUAAACAGCCAAUAGCGUAUGAGGGACAAAACAAGAAUCCAGAAAUGUGCAGAGUUCUGCUCACACAUGAGGUUAUGUGCAGCCGCUGUUGUGAGAAGAAAAGUUGUGGCAACCGAAACGAGACGCCCUCUGACCCAGUCAUCAUUGACAGGUUUUUCUUGAAGUUUUUCCUGAAAUGCAACCAGAAUUGUCUGAAGACGGCGGGAAACCCAAGGGACAUGAGGAGAUUUCAGGUGGUCUUGUCCAGCACUGUGAGUGUAGACGGCCACAUCCUGGCAGUGUCAGACAACAUGUUCGUCCACAACAACUCGAAACACGGCCGGAGGGCCCGCAAGUUGGAGCCAGGCGAGUCUGCAGAGAAUUCAAUGGAAUAUGCCACCCCCUGCAUCAAAGCCAUCAGUCCCAGUGAGGGCUGGACCACCGGCGGGGCGAUGGUCAUCGUCAUCGGGGAGAACUUCUUUGACGGGCUGCAGGUGGUGUUUGGCAGCAUGCUCGUGUGGAGUGAGCUGAUCACGCCGCACGCUAUCCGUGUCCAGACUCCUCCUCGACACAUCCCAGGGGUCGUUGAGGUCACACUGUCUUAUAAAUCCAAACAGUUCUGCAAGGGAGCACCUGGACGCUUCAUCUACACAGCCCUAAAUGAGCCAACUAUAGAUUACGGUUUCCAGCGCCUUCAAAAGGUCAUUCCUCGACAUCCUGGUGAUCCAGACAAACUGGCCAAGGAGAUCCUCCUGAAGAGAGCAGCAGAUCUUGUAGAGGCCCUUUAUGGAAAUCCACACAGUAAUCAGGACAUGCUCCUGAAGCGCGCCGCGGACAUCGCCGAGGCGCUCUACAGUGUUCCCCGUCCUCACAGCCAGCUGCAGGCGCUGCCCAGCUCCCCGGCUCACGGCAGCGUCAUGGGCCUGGGCUCCUAUCCUUCUCAGUUAGGCGUCAGCAUUGGAGAUCACGGGCAAAGCAGCCAAGGUUACAUUAGAAAUUCCAGCAGCUUAUCUCCAAGGGGUUACCCAUCAGCCUCCACCCCUCAGCAGUCAGGCUAUGGCGGCGGAGGGAUGACCGGAGGCUAUGGGACGGUUCCCAUGACCAGUCUAGGAGUGCCUGGCUCUCCUGGUUUCAGCAGUGCCUCCCCCACAGGCUCUCCCUACAUAAUGCCCUCCAGCCCCACUAUACCAGGAAGCUCCAGCUCUUCAUCGUCUCUCUUGCCUUUCUCCUCCUUCCCGUCUGCUGCUAAACAGAAGAGUGCUUUUGCUCCCGUCCUCAGGCCCCAGGGCUCCCCCUCCCCUGCCUGCCCCGCCUCAGGGGGGAACAGCUUCAGAGGUAGCCAUCCGACUCACUAUCUGACCCCCCUGUCUGAACUCACGAAUGCAGUCUAACCCCCUUGUACUAACCACUCGCAAAGCUUUGACUGAACAAGACAGAAAAAAGUUGCUGGAUGUUCAAUAAUGCAAGACCUGAUUGAUUAGAAUCAUAGAUUUUGUAUAUUUUUUUCUCUCCAGCGAUGACGGGCCUGGUUGUUCCCUUGAUGUAGCAAAGCACCCUCCCAAAUCUACCCCAGACCACUGCUUCACUUAGCCCAUCUUUUGGCAAGAGGGAAGGGAGAAAGGAGAAUUGAUCCCUAGCGACCAUGUAUAACUGUCCCUCCGCAGCCUCCCCCUGCCAUUUCUUAGUCCCUUCUCCAUCCAGCUGGAUUAACGGGACGAGGUACAAAAUGUCCAAAGACCAGCCAUCGACUCCAGAGGCCGAGCACAUUAACUAGAGACAAAGCUCCUUAGCUGCAGCCGGACCAUGUAUGUGUGUAUCAUGAAGCGUCUGCAUUUUGAAAGGGAACAAAAGGAGAACUCAAACAGCACCUGUAUUUACCUCUGGCCCGCUGUCACAUGCAGCAUCUGAUUUUUUCCAACAACCUGCCCAAACCUCGGCCAGAGACCUACAGGACGCGCUGUGAGAGCACUGACGGACUAUUCUGAUGUAAUGUUGCAGCUCCAAGAAGCAGGGUGCUAUUUGUCUGUGUAUGGACACCUGAAAUGGCAUGUGUGUACACUGUCUGUGAGUUAGCGAGAGGUUUUUCUGUAGUAGACUUUUCAAAGACGAUUUACAUUCCAGAAAAAUAGACCCUUUAUUUUUUGUUUCUGAUCUCUACGGUUUUACAAGGGAGAACUCUUUGUCUCAAGGGUUAUUACUAAAGGAAUUCAUAUAUUGAUUUAUUUAAGAACAAGCAAUUUAACUUAUUAUAGGUAGUUUAGGGAAUAAUAUAAACGUGUUUUUAUAAGUGAUCUUUUUCCAAAUGAAGUUCUCACCAACUGCUAAUUAAUUUGCUAAAUUAUCAUUUUGAAUUGAUUCUGUGGUGGAGAAAAUAAACUCUGACACACUUUCUUGGAAUAAAAACGUCUUCUUCUUGCACAACAACAUCUAAAUGUUAUGCCCAGAUUUAAAGAAGGUUAUUGUCCUUGUGUAAAGGAAACAUGUUAUAGUUAGCCUUAUCCUUUUUUAUUUCACUUAUAAUGCAUGCUUUGUCACACCAGUGCCCUGAUAUUAUUUCAAUCCACUUUACUUUCUUUAUUUAUAUUUUCACAACUCAUAGAUUUUACUGUUUCAUUUUAAAUGUCUCAACCCAGUACAUGUCUAUAGUCUCUAUGCAGUACAGUAAAUAAAAGCACAAACUGCUCAAAAGUAUUAGGUGUUCAUUAAUCCAUACCAUGCUGGUCUUACUCAUUCAUUUCUGUCAUCAAAACACAAACUUCAUUCUCAGGACGUGAAAACAAAGAACACAAAGAGUGGAUGACAUUUGCAAAUUUGUUUUUAGAGUUUGGUUAAUUUUAUUUAUUUAAAAAAAUAUUAGCAAUUUAAUAUUAUGUUUUUUGAAGCCAUCUUUCUCUGAAACGGUACAAAAAAUGGUUCAAAUGUGAUUUGUAUAUCUUAAGGUGUAAUUAUAUUUUGU